UAUUUUCCACCCAGUCGAUCACUCAAUUUUUUUUUUUUUUUUUAUCUUUUUUUAAAUUUUAAUGGCAGAACCUAAUUAUGCUCCCAGUGUGGGUUCCGAGAAAUUCAAGGUUGAACAGACAACCAUUGACAAUUAUGUUGAAGAAGAUAGAGCCUCCAGUAUUGUUAAUGAAUUUGGUCACGGUGAAGGUAACUUCAUGACCGCUUACUUUAACGUCGUCUGUGUCGUUGCAGGUACUGGUACUCUUGGUCUCCCCAAAGCUUUUGCCGAAGGUGGUUGGUUAGGUAUUCUAAUUUUAUGUCUUGCUUAUGCAAUGGCCGUCUACUCUGGUAUUGUUCUUAUCCGUUGUUUGUACUAUAAACCCGGUCAUCGUCUCCAUGACUACAAGCAAAUUGGUACUGCUGCUUUCGGUUGGCCUGGUUACAUUGUUGCCUCUGCUCUUCACAUUUUGAAUUUAUUUGGUUGUCCCACACUUUAUCUUGUAUUAGCUUCUGGUAACAUGGUUGAUCUCUUAAAGAACACUAGCAACGUUAUUUCUUACAAGGUCUGGGUUGUGAUCUGGGGUGUCUUUCUCUUGAUUCCUUCUCUUGUCUUAAAGACAUUGAAGGAAGUCACUGCCAUUGCUGCUAUUGGUGCUCUCUGUACCAUGAUGGCCGUCUUUGUUGUACUCAUUCAAGGUCCUAUGACACGUAAUGCUAGCCCUCUUCCUGUUGAACAUAGUGGUGUCAUUUGGGAAGGUUUCCCCGUUGCACUCUCUACCAUUGCUUUCUCAUUUGGUGGUAAUAACACUUACCCUCAUGUGGAACAUGCCUUAAAGAAGCCUCAUCAAUGGAAAUAUGCCGUCAUUGCAGGUCUCAGUACAUGUACUGCACUUUAUUUCUUGACUGCUGUUCCCGGUUAUUGGUCCUUUGGUUCUGCCACUCAAUCCCCCAUCUAUAACAGUUUGCCUGAUGGUGUGGGUCGUACACUCUCGAUGAUUGUCAUGACCAUUCAUGUUAUCUUUGCUAUUCCCAUUUACACCACCUCUUUCUCUCUUGAAUUUGAAAAGUUCUCCAACUGUACUGAAGAACGUUAUGGUCGCUUUGGUGCUUGGGUGGGUCGUGCUGUGAUUCGUACGUGUACCAUGGGUAUUCUUGUGGUAUUGGCUUGUUUCAUUCCUUACUUUGAUGACUUUAUGGGAUUGAUUGGUUCUCUUGCUAAUUGUGGUCUUGUCUUUUUGUUGCCUAUUCUUUGUUACUUGAAGUUGACAGGUGUACGUAAUAAGCCUUGGUAUGAACUUGCUUUCUGUGCUCUUACCCUGUUCUUGGGUAUCAUUGGUUGUGUCUUUGGUACCAUCGAUUCCAUCAAGGCAUUGAUCCGUGAUUUCACCUCUUAAAAAAAAUCAUCCACCUUGUAUUCUAUCUAUUUUAUACCUACCUAUCACAACACACUAAAAAAAAAAAAAAAAAAAAAAA
Mucor mucedo is the source of this 1454-nucleotide messenger RNA. RefSeq names its product transmembrane amino acid transporter protein-domain-containing protein. The record is from RefSeq and is a predicted model, not a curated record. Gene Ontology annotation, biological process: amino acid transmembrane transport. NCBI's taxonomy places the organism in Eukaryota, Fungi, Mucoromycota, Mucoromycetes, Mucorales, Mucoraceae. Bases 62 to 1375 code for a protein of 437 amino acids. The transcript is spliced from 2 exons. Gene Ontology annotation, cellular component: vacuolar membrane. Gene Ontology annotation, molecular function: amino acid transmembrane transporter activity.